Prosopis cineraria is the source of this 2120-nucleotide messenger RNA. RefSeq names its product low affinity inorganic phosphate transporter 1-like. NCBI's taxonomy places the organism in Eukaryota, Viridiplantae, Streptophyta, Magnoliopsida, Fabales, Fabaceae. Gene Ontology annotation, biological process: phosphate ion transport; transmembrane transport. Gene Ontology annotation, cellular component: membrane. The transcript has 2 exons. Bases 289 to 1857 code for a protein of 522 amino acids. Gene Ontology annotation, molecular function: phosphate transmembrane transporter activity. The record is from RefSeq and is a predicted model, not a curated record.
GUCCCCUCCAUCCCCAACAUCUCUCUUCUCUCCCUCUCACCGCGCUCUUCUGUUUCCUUCUUUUUCUGUCAUAUACGCGAAAUCCCGCAAGCUUCACCUGUUCACCAUCAAUAUGAUAUGAUUUUCUCCCUCAAUUGCUACGCGUAAUUUCCUCUCCUGUGCUCUGCGACUCUGUUUCUUCAUGUUCUCCAUAAGCUUCUGAACGUCAAGACCGAGAAAAUCGCUCUGGCCUCUCUCAGGUGAAGGCACGCAAGUGAAGAGAAACUUGGUGAGAAAAGCUAGGCAAUCAUGGCAGGAGAUCAGCUUAAGGUUCUUAAUGCACUUGAUGUUGCAAAAACACAAUGGUACCAUUUCACAGCAAUUGUGAUUGCGGGGAUGGGUUUCUUCACCGACGCCUAUGAUCUUUUCUGCAUCUCUCUCGUGACCAAACUGAUCGGUCGCCUCUAUUACUUUGAUCCAAACUCCAAAAGCCCUGGCUCACUUCCUUCCAACGUUUCUUCUGCCAUCAAUGGAGUGGCAUUCUGUGGUACCCUUUCAGGCCAGCUCUUUUUCGGGUGGCUCGGAGACAAAAUGGGAAGGAAACGAGUCUACGGGAUGACUCUCAUGCUCAUGGUGAUUUGUUCGAUUGCCUCGGGCCUCUCUUUUGGUAAAGAACGAAAAGCUGUCAUGGCCACACUUUGCUUCUUCCGUUUCUGGCUUGGAUUCGGCAUUGGUGGGGACUACCCUCUCUCGGCCACCAUCAUGUCUGAGUACGCCAACAAGAAGACUCGAGGGGCUUUCAUUGCUGCGGUCUUUGCCAUGCAAGGUUUUGGUAUUUUAGCUGGGGGCAUGGUUGCUAUUAUAGUUUCAGCGGCUUUCAAAGCUAUAUACCCUGCACCAUCAUAUCGUGACAACCCAUCUUUAUCCACAGUCCCGCAAGCUGAUUAUGCCUGGAGGAUAAUUUUGAUGUUCGGUGCCUUGCCUGCUGUGCUCACAUACUAUUGGCGGAUGAAGAUGCCCGAGACUGCCAGAUACACUGCCUUGGUUGCCAAGAAUGCCAAGCAGGCUGCUUCAGACAUGUCAAAGGUGUUGCAGGUUCAGAUUGAAGCUGAACAGGAGAAAAUUGAGGAGUUUGAGAGACAGAGAGGGAAUGAUUUUGGGCUGUUCUCGAAAAAGUUCCUUCGCCGGCACGGCCUUCACUUGCUUGGAACCACCAGCACUUGGUUUCUUCUGGACAUAGCGUUCUACAGCCAGAACCUGUUCCAGAAAGACAUUUUCUCUGCCAUAGGCUGGAUUCCAGAAGCUAAUACCAUGAGUGCCUUGGAAGAAGUUUACAGAAUUGGCAGAGCUCAGACUCUCAUAGCUCUGUGCAGCACCGUCCCUGGCUACUGGUUCACAGUGGCUCUCAUAGACAGGAUUGGAAGGUUUGCCAUCCAACUGAUGGGCUUUUUCUUCAUGACCGUGUUCAUGUUUGCCCUGGCCAUUCCUUACCAUCACUGGACCUUGCGGAACAACAGGAUUGGGUUUGUUGUGAUGUACUCAUUGACCUUCUUCUUCGCCAAUUUCGGUCCAAAUGCCACCACUUUCGUGGUUCCGGCCGAGAUUUUCCCGGCGAGGCUAAGGUCAACCUGCCAUGGCAUCUCGGCGGCAGCCGGGAAGGCCGGGGCUAUAGUAGGUACUUUUGGCUUUGUUUAUGCCGCAAAGGAGUAUGGGGUGAGGAAAACUCUAAUAGCUUUAGGCGUGGUGAACCUCUUGGGGUUGCUGUUUACGUUCUUGGUGCCAGAAACUAAAGGAAGAUCACUCGAAGACAUGUCUGGGGAAGGCGAGGAAGAGGCUUCCACUACCACUGGUCCUGAUGCUAGAACUGUUCCCUUCUAAUUACUCAACAGUCCAGUUUCCUAGUAUAACCAUAGGUUCAAUAGUAUUUUGCUAUUUUUAUUAUAGAUUUCUGCCUUCACUUGCUGCUUGGGAGGAAUAAUCUGUUUUGAUACUGCCCCAUGUUGCUGUCUCUGAUGCAAACCAUCUUGAGAUAAGUAGAUACAGUUUGAGCUGUUUCAGUUCCUCGUCUUGCUCUUGCAAAGUUCAGGCCUUUAAUAUAUAUUUAUAAAAGAAACGUUACAAAAUUUACUGCGUUUUCUGUC